AUGGGCGUUUGGGAUUCAUUCCACUUGGUUCCAACCACUCCGACCAGCUACGCAGAAUCGUCGUCUCAUUUGGCAGGUCCUCGUAAUUCCGCAUUUUAUCAGCACGACGUCUCUUCACUCGGGCAGAAAUACACAACUAGCAAACAAUUCGACGCGCUAGGAUCAUCGACUGCAUCCACUAGCAACAUCCCUACCAGCUUUACUGGUCAUAUCACGCUGAUCGACAAUAUGCACGCGGGUGAAUAUGACAAGAGUUCUGUCCCAGGUCUAAACCCUCUUGGGCAAGGAAAUCCAGGUGUUUUCGACACGCAUGAUGGACUAGUGGUUGAUCGGUGGCCCGGAGACGAGGGUUUAAAACGGAGUCCAAUGUAUCAGGAGGUAGAAGAAGCAACCCAGUCUCGCAUAUCCCGUCCAGCUUCGCUGAUGGCAUCCCCUGGGCGUGACAUUCAUAUGUCAAAUCCACCACCAUCCGACGCCCAUACGGACAAGCUUGAAGAUUGGUCAUGGCUUGGUGACUUACUCGAGAGCGAUGAGUGGAAUGCACUCGAAGCUCGAAAGAGCUCUGGCGUGCUCGAUGAUCAGCUCAAAACCUUAGAGAUGUCCGGAAAAGUUUCACCAGAACAUGGAUAUGCUCCUCAUCGCCAACUCUUCCAGGAUGACGUAUUCGAGACAUUGCCUGACCUACUUUCUAUACCAGCUUUUAACGAACAUAAUCAUGACUAUUUAUCAAGUGCCCACAUGUCCCUUUCAACGGACCCUCAUCAUGCGAUCACCGCGACUGGAUCCCCAGUUGGAAACACUGCAUUGUAUGAAGAUACAAAUUCAAUGUCCCUUCUGGAAUCUUCCUUCCCCCCACCGAUCUCGGUCCACAGCCUCGGUGGAGCUCUACAACAUGAAGACAUUCGGCCGAGUAGUUUCUACGAAGGCAUCACAGGGAUCAAGAGUGCCUCAAAAGCGCCCCAGGUGACGGGAGUCUUGACACCUCAUGAUCACAUCCAAAAAAAACCAGCCUUCUCGAACGCGCCUCGCACUGAGUUCUCGCAAUCAUCAUCAGACCAUCGCAUCCUAAAUGCAAAGCUGAUUCGCUCUCCCGAAAGUCAAGUGGGUCACAACCUGGGACAAAGUCACAACUUUGAAAACUUUCUUGAAUCUCAAACCUUUCACGAGGAAUCCAAAUCAAAUUCACAUGAUGUCUCAUCACAGUUGCAUCCCCUUUCGGUGAGUCCUCCAGUCUCAAAUGACCUUGAGAAUUUCGGAACGUCUUUCGAUCAUUUCACCCAUGGCAUUGACAAAGCAAGGCUCAGAUCGGUCUUCAGAAUCUUCGCGAAUUACAGCUCCCAAGACUCGCCAAUUACAAUCGACACACUUCUCCAUGAACUCAAUUCAUUACCACCAUUGGAUGACCUACCAAACUUUGACGAAUUCACAUUGGAUCCUCACAAGAUAUCUUCAUCUCUUUCUGAACAGAAUGGUGUCACGUCAGAAAGAAGCCCAAGUAGCUCCCUUGACAAUGAAGCACGGUCGCAUCUAGCCGAGAGUGAUAUCGAGAAGUCAGAUGAUAUCGCAGGCUCAAGACCCCUUGAAUGGUUAAAGACCGCAAGCUCAAGACCCUUCCAAUGGAGAAAGAAUGGGGACGAAUUGGAUCGGGAUACCUCAGCUAAAUCUGUCGUUGUGCUUCCGAGAAGCUCAGAUGAACAGGAUUUGGACCAAGACAAUCCAAUGACGACAUCUCAAAACACAAAGCCACCUUCUCAAGAUGCGUUGGCAAGCUCUUCAAAAUCAGGACAGCUCAAGGGCCCAAGUCAGACUUAUCAAGUCGAGUCUCAACCUUCCAAGAGAAAAAGUCCUCAUGAUCCCUUUUCAUUUGAUGAAGAUGACGGACCCAUCAGUCAAGUAAAACUGUCCUCAACAUCCGCAGAUACCAGAUUUCAUAAUGUGGACUCAUCCACUCGCUCCAGUUUGCCACGAUCCUGGCGACAAUCAAAGCCUCAGACUGUUCUUGAAUUUGACUCUGAGAGGAAUUCUGGCUUCGAAAAACCCCUCAAUACUAUAUUGAAGAAUCCUGUUGAUUUUGAAACACAACCUGUCAACUAUCGGGCCAAGAAGAAAUCUAGAAAGAACAAGGAUCUUCCUUCAAAAGCCACAUAUCCUCAACGAGAAUUCAACUUGGACUUCAACGCAAAUCAUGUUCAGAAGCUGGCUUUGAAUUCAAAAGACAAACCACGUUCACCUCGCGCUUUGAUUGAUACUUUCCAACCUCGGAUUCAAAAAUUCAAGAACCGAAUAUCGAAACGCGAACCCGACAAGGAUCAAUCGAAGCAUCUGACUGAAAAUUUGGGAAUCCUUUUUGAUAAUUAUCUGGAGAUGAUCGCCAUCUGUUCUGAAAUCGUUUCUCCGAAAGUUGGACAUACAAACUUGCAACAAGAUCUUCUUGAUGCCUAUAUGUGGCUCUCAGAAAAAUGGGUAAAGAUUCCAAAGACUAAAUUCUAUUGGUAUCCUGUUCGUAAAACGAAGUUUCCCCCCCAAAAAUCACAUGCGGACCAAACCUUCAGUACCAAGUUUGAUAGCCUGCCCGUAUACGAAGGCACCGUAUUUUGGUUGAAUCAUAAAUUAUAUAAUCCAAGGCGUGAACACGUCGCUGCCGAGUACGCGAUACGAUUCAUGCGUGAGAACCGAGAAGACUGGAUCGAACUUAUAAUCCGCCGGCCCGCAAAAGUAUUGACAAUCAGAGGGUUGUUAAGUUCAAUGAGAAAGGUACGGCCUUUAAAAUAUCCAGGGCCUGCCCGUUCGGAAUCGUCAAAACCGCGCUUAACCAGCCGAAAGAAGCGGCAAGGGGUUGUGUGA
Molecule: messenger RNA, 2844 nt
Organism: Melampsora larici-populina 98AG31
Lineage: Eukaryota; Fungi; Basidiomycota; Pucciniomycetes; Pucciniales; Melampsoraceae
Exons: 5
Coding region: 1-2844 (947 amino acids)
Source: RefSeq, a predicted model, not a curated record